Messenger RNA from Daldinia loculata, 1815 nucleotides. RefSeq lists its product as uncharacterized. Gene Ontology annotation, biological process: regulation of DNA-templated transcription; DNA-templated transcription. Gene Ontology annotation, molecular function: zinc ion binding; DNA binding; DNA-binding transcription factor activity, RNA polymerase II-specific. Lineage: Eukaryota; Fungi; Ascomycota; Sordariomycetes; Xylariales; Hypoxylaceae. The record is from RefSeq and is a predicted model, not a curated record. The transcript is spliced from 3 exons. The coding region runs from base 1 to 1815 and encodes 604 amino acids.
AUGGUGAUGAGUCGGGAUGAGGAGAGGGCCGGAAGCCUCAGUCGGCAAGGGUCCACGGUUUCGUCGCCCGACGGCUCGGAGACCAAGGCCGCCAAUCGGUCCAAGGCAAAUAUACGCGUAUCGCUUGCCUGCGUUCAAUGCCGAAGCAAGCACGUCAAAUGCGAUGCCACGCUGCCAGCUUGUAAUCGCUGCCAACAAGAAGACAAGCCGUGCUUUUAUGCAAAGUCGAGACGAGGCAUCCGGGACCCUAAAAAGAGAAGUCUUAUAUCGGAUAAGCCACCAGCGACUUCAGCAGGGAACUUCUUCUCAACAUCAAACUUUUCUUCAGGCCUGCCGUCGGUUCGAUCUCCUCGUGACUUACCAAGCGGUUGGUCCGUCAGUUCGGAAUCGCAGGCGUCCACCUCGCCUCAAAACGAAAAGGAGUUAUUACUCGACUUAUUCUACAGCCAUUUUCACCCAAGCUACCCUUGUCUCCCCCCUAAACGAUUUUUCUUUAAUCACGUCGAAUCGGACCCGGACGCCUAUCACUUCUUGCUCUUGGUCAUAAAUUUCUGCGGAUCGCUUUACACAAAUCAAGUCUCCUCUGACGACUUAUUAGAAGCCGCUUGUUCCGCAGCAUGUGGGUCGCUACCUUUUACGGUGCAGUCAGUGCAGGGGCUGCUCAUCCUGAGCAUUGCUGCUUACGGGAUGAUGAAAUUCGAACACCAUGCCGGUUGGGCUAACAGGGCAGUCACGAUAGCCGUCGAUAUUGGUAUGAACCAUAAGACAUUUUCCGACGCAGCAUCCGAUUCGGUGCUUGCCGAGAGCUAUCGAAGAACAUGGUGGUGUUUGACCUUCCAGGAUUCCGAACGGGCUCUAUGCGAUGUCGGCUCUACGCUCUCCAUUACAGAUGUGGAGUCCGAUGUGGAUUUGCCAUGCGAAGAAUGGGAAUACGAAUCAGGGAUUAUACCUCAACCGAUCUCCCAAUCGCAAUAUGAGUCACGAGUCAGCUUGGGCCAAUCCGACUUUUCUUCAAUGGCUUAUCUCAUUGAUAUCUGUAAGAUUCAGACAGAUUUAGUCCUCCCACAUAACGAAGCGCCAGAAGACAAAAAGCCAGAGAUAUUCCAUCGUGCAGACUCUCGAAUAUGCGAUUGGUUACGGCGUGUUCCGAAGUGGAAACUGAAUUUGGUCGAUCCAGAUGGUGUAGUUGAUGUAAUACUCUACCACGGCGUUGCCAUAGCACAUGUUAACCGACUUUGGCUCAGACAAGCCUCCCCUAGAACUGGUCUCAACAUACGAGAUUAUUUUCCACUGGGUCCUGCCAAGGGUCCCGAUCGUAAGGGGCAAAUAGUGAAAGGCUUCGGCUGGAAUCCUCACCCGAUUGAUAUCCAAGCCGCUAAUCAUUAUUGCGAUUUAUUUCGACAUUCUUUCCCUACGAAGUGUCUACGCUCAGUAUUCGCGAUAGGGACACUACGGGUGGCUUUAGCCUACCUCGAUGCAUGUGUAUUCCUCGGAUUGGACUCCCCCGUAUUUCGAGAACGAAUUAACAUGCUGGUACAAAUACUCACAACACAUGGGGAGACGUGGCCCCUUUCCAGAAAGAUCGCAGAUGACGUUAAGACAGUCGCGAAAGAAUACCUAACUCCGAGAAUAAGUCAGAGCUGGCGGCCGGGGAUCACAGAAUCAGAAGCAUGGGCUGCGGUAUCGAGCGCCCUCUUGAGUGAGGCACCUCUAGCUACUAACUUUGGAUUUGAGCCAUAUCAUCAGCCUUACCCGGUUGAGGGUUGGGCUUUAAAUGAAAACUGGCCCAGCCUUACGGAUAUAUAUCAGGCCUAA